AUGACGGAGGCGCAUUAUGGAGAGCGUGGGGGCGCCCACCAUGCCUCCACGCUCUUUGGCGGCUUUGAUUCCACACCUUUUGGGGAUCCUGCAGGUUCAGGCUCUCACUUCCUCGACAUGUCCUCGGCCUCUCCUGCGCAUCACCUUGUCAGCCACAGUCCGAUCCAGGACUCAUCUUUCCACGACGCCGAAACCUUUGAGCCGGAGAAUAACCAGACGUCGAACACCGCCAACAAGCUGGAUCUGCCAACGCAAGACUCGGCGGCUCGUCGAGAGCUGCUCACGCAGUCCUUCUUCCCGAGUUUGAAGGACGGCGCCUCUACCCAAGACUCGGACAAUCCGGAGGAGAUGCGCAAAAAGGACCCAUUGGGAACGCAGAUUUGGAAGCUCUACAGCAGAGCGAAAACCCAGCUGCCAAACCAGGAGCGUAUGGAAAAUCUCACCUGGCGCAUGAUGGCCAUGAAUUUGAGGCGUAAGGAGAUGGAAUCUGCUCGACGCCCCGGUGAAACACCGUCGUCGACAAGAUCAGCUCCGCCGCCGCCGAGCGGAAUCGCCCAGCAGUUGCGAAAAUCGGCCGACCAAACAGCGGAGCAGGCGGCCAACGAGCUCGAUACCAUGAACAUUGAUGAUUUCAUUCUUCCUUCUUCGGUGGGUUCGCCUGCCGGUUUAACACCUUCGCCGCCUCCAGAAUUGGCAUCAUCGUCAAACGCCAUCGCUUCGGCCAUUCCCAUCAAGGCCAGAAAAGAGUCACAGGAGCAACAGGCGGCAGCGGCAGCGCAACUCCCACCUGCGUCCGCUCCGGUGCCUCCUCAUCACUUCCACAAGAACGAAGGCGAGUUUGGCUAUGUGCAGCGCUCCGUGCGCAAGACGAGCAUUGACGAGCGAAGACCAAGAAAACGCCCCGCCGAUUUCUCUCCUCAGGUUCCUCCCGUUAACGGCAUUACCAUCCCGCACGACCCUGAGCUGGAGGCCGGGUUGCACAACUACUCCCUUGACCACACUCACCCAGCGCCGUUCACUCAGCACGGCCCGGCACACCCUCAGGUUCCGUUCGGUUUGGACACAUACAAUGUGGAUCACGACCCAAUCAUCACCUCGGCGGGGCCAUUCCAGCAAAACUUCGCCUUCUCUCCCACUGGAUCUCCUCUGGUCAACCAUGGUCCCUUUUCUGUCCAUGGAAAUGGAGCCAUUGCAUCCUCGCUCAACUCUGCCGACUUUUACUCUCCUCCUGGUUCCGCCUAUCAUUCCACCGCCUCAACCCCGCAACCGAUUCCCGAGGGCGAGCAAAUGUAUUUUGACCAUGGUUCCAUGGACAUGCGCCGCCAUCGUCAAAUGCAAAGCUUUGGUGGUCACCCGAGCAGACCGUCGGCAAUGUCCAGCUCUAUGCCUCACCAUUACAUGUACGGGCCAGGAACCGACUCGUUGUUUGGCGCGGUUAGUGGACCAGAUCCGACGCAAGGCCUGUUCUCGCUGUCUCAUCAACAGCAUGUCGAUCCCUCGCAUGUGUUGCACCCUGAAUUCUCCAAUGCUCGUUCGCCGGGAGUAGGCAGCAUGCCUUCCCGUGGGGAGAACCUAUUCAGCUUUGGCGCGGACUCUGACGACGAAGACGAGACGUCGGCGUUUGCCGACCGGGCGAUGGCGAUGUCCACGGACUUUUCGUCCAGUCUGGACGAUGCCGCGUCACUUGAUCUCUCGUCGAGCUUGCAAUGGGACUCUAGCUUGCCGGGCCAAUUCAGCACCACUGCUGCGCGGUAUCCUGGCGGACCGCCCCGAAAGCAGGUCACCAUUGGAGGCACAGAGAUGGUUUCAUCGCCCCAGGACUGGAGCCAGCUGGGAAGCCUUGAUCGGGGACACAAUGCCUCAACAUCUGUCAGCGACUUUCGCAGCCGUGGAACGGAGCAACGCAGGCAAAAGAUCCCUCGCACGACGUCCACUCCCAAUGCUGCUCAACUGUCGCAGGGUAUCCAGCAGCAGCAACAGUCACGUUCAUCACCGAACACCCCGCCCGGUUCGGGUUUCAGCUCCGCCGCGCCUUCGCGGCCUGGUAGCCCGACUGGUUCCAAGAGUGGAGACCAAAACGGUCAACCCACGACCUGUACCAACUGUCUCACGCAGACGACGCCGCUAUGGCGGCGGAACCCGGAAGGUCACCCGCUCUGCAAUGCAUGCGGUCUCUUCCUCAAGCUUCACGGCGUGGUCCGACCGUUGUCGCUUAAAACGGACAUUAUCAAGAAGAGAAACCGAGGUAGCGGCAACGGCGUGGCUGUUGGCUCGGCAUCGACGAGAUCCUCGAAGAAGUCAUCUCGGAAGAAUUCAUUGCAGCACACGCCCGCUGCAACGCCUACAUCGUCGGGCAAGGGCACCAGCGUUACCGGCUCGGAGUCACCGCCUGCCGCAAAUGGAACGUCAACAGCAGGCAGCACACCGACAAAUUUUGCCUCCUCUGGCAGCAAGGGCGGUGUGGUGCCCAUUGCUGCAGCACCUCCCAAGACAUCGGCUGGCACUGCACUGAACGCGGCCAGCAGCCGCACAGCGCCACCAAACGUUGCUCCCAAGCGACAGCGGCGGCACUCCAAGUCGCAAGAAUCCGAAAUGACUGACGCAGACACACCAGGGCUGCCGAGGGAACUAUCACCGCUAGCCCCGUCGACGACCUCGUCCCUAGGAGGACACUCGGGCCAGACACAUUCAAUGAUGACUGGUCUCUCGCCAGCGAUCACCAGCGGUGGCACUACCGGCCCGCAGGAAUGGGAAUGGCUCACCAUGAGUUUGUGA
Xylona heveae TC161 is the source of this 2775-nucleotide messenger RNA. RefSeq lists its product as hypothetical. Bases 1 to 2775 code for a protein of 924 amino acids. The record is from RefSeq and is a predicted model, not a curated record. Gene Ontology annotation, biological process: positive regulation of transcription by RNA polymerase II; negative regulation of transcription by RNA polymerase II. Lineage: Eukaryota; Fungi; Ascomycota; Xylonomycetes; Xylonales; Xylonaceae. Gene Ontology annotation, molecular function: RNA polymerase II cis-regulatory region sequence-specific DNA binding; zinc ion binding; DNA-binding transcription factor activity, RNA polymerase II-specific. The transcript has 3 exons.